Messenger RNA from Debaryomyces hansenii CBS767, 465 nucleotides. It is a transcript of the gene SOD1, whose product is annotated as superoxide dismutase. The transcript has 2 exons. Gene Ontology annotation, biological process: removal of superoxide radicals. Bases 1 to 465 code for a protein of 154 amino acids. The record is from RefSeq and is a predicted model, not a curated record. NCBI's taxonomy places the organism in Eukaryota, Fungi, Ascomycota, Pichiomycetes, Serinales, Debaryomycetaceae. Gene Ontology annotation, molecular function: superoxide dismutase activity; copper ion binding.
AUGGCCAAAGCAGUUGCUGUAUUAAGAGGUGAUUCUAAGGUUAGCGGUGUCGUUAACUUCGAACAAUCGUCAGAGUCUGACCCAACUACUAUUACAUGGGAGAUUUCUGGUAAUGAUGCUAAUGCUUUAAGAGGUUUCCACGUCCACACAUUUGGUGAUAACACCAACGGUUGUACUUCUGCUGGACCUCACUUCAACCCGUUCACAAAGGAACAUGGUGCUCCAGAAGACGAUAACAGACAUGUCGGUGAUUUAGGUAACGUUACAACUGAUACUUCUGGUGUUGCUAAGGGUUCUAAACAAGACUUAUUCGUCAAGUUAAUCGGUCAAAAUUCCAUUUUAGGUAGAACUGUUGUUAUUCACGCCGGUACCGACGAUUUAGGUAAGGGUGGUAAUGCUGAAUCUAAGAAGACCGGUAACGCUGGUGCUAGACCAGCCUGUGGUGUCAUUGGUCUUUCCGAAUAG